Messenger RNA from Malaya genurostris, 1724 nucleotides. RefSeq names its product syntaxin-17 (gene Syx17). The record is from RefSeq and is a predicted model, not a curated record. The transcript is spliced from 2 exons. Gene Ontology annotation, cellular component: endomembrane system; plasma membrane; autophagosome membrane. Gene Ontology annotation, molecular function: SNAP receptor activity; SNARE binding. Lineage: Eukaryota; Metazoa; Arthropoda; Insecta; Diptera; Culicidae. Gene Ontology annotation, biological process: exocytosis; intracellular protein transport; vesicle fusion. Bases 259 to 1191 code for a protein of 310 amino acids.
GCGAAUGUCAGUGAGAUUUUUAAUAUUUCUCAGAAAGAGAAAAAUAUAAACAAAUAAAUCUGCUAGAACAAAAGAAAACUGUGAUCGCAGUGAAACUUGAGCAAAAACAAAUUCGAAACAUCGCUUUCGUCAUUCAGACUAAUUGCGCGAUUUGAACCUUUGUGUUAUGUUUGAAACGGAAAUCGAUAGCUUGUAUGAAAUUUGUGUUUACUGAGUCAAACAAGUGAAAAUCAGGCGAAACAAACACAAGCUCCAAUAAUGGACUCCGUCACAGAUGAAAACGACAAAAUUUCGCUAAAACUUGCCGAAAUAUCAAUCGAAAAGUUCAACCAGUCUAUUCCGCAGUAUUUGAGUUUACUGAAAAAUCACAAAUGCAACAUCGAAAAAGCAGGUUCGCUGAAAGAUUGGGAUCGAAUCAAACGAGAGCAAAUCAACGCGACGCGUGUGAUCAAGCAGAUGAAAUACUUGAUACUGGAAAUUGAUAAGGUGCGCAGUAGGGUCAAGGAAAAUGAAUUGGAUCGUUUCGACGAGGGUAUCGACGGGGCCAAAAAGAUGGCUUUCGCUGGGAUGGGGGAGUAUUUAGAUAUGCAGCAAAAAUUUGCCUCCCGGUCGCAAUCUCUGAACAGUUUUCAUGAUGAUGAUCACGGACAUUUAGAAGAGCAGGACAAUCGAUACGGAAAUCAAUUGGCACAAGUUUCUAAAAUAACCAGCAGUUAUGACCGUGAAGAGGACGAACUGCGGCAACGGGCUGAAUGUUUGAAAGAGAUGGAAAAACUCCAGCAAGAAAUUGUCGACAUUCAAGAUUUAUACCAGGCAGUUCACACGAUGGCUCAUGGUCAGGCGCAGUUUGUCGAUGCGGUGGAGGAAAAUGUUGAGGUAACACAGGUCCACGUAGAAGCAGGAGAAACUGCUCUUAGGAAAGCUCUCCGCUACAAAAAAGCCAUCUAUCCUAUGUGUGGCGCAUUGCUGGGAUCUUGCAUAGGCGGUCCAAUUGGUUUGUUCGUGGGACUCAAAGCUGGAGGGUUGGCAGCGAUCGGUGGUGGGUUAGUGGGAUUCGCGGGGGGAAAGUUUGUCAAAAACGAAGACGAACUGGAUUGCUCCGAUACCGAGGAUAAAGCGGUUGAAGUGGAAGCAAAUGGAGUUGCAGUGACUCAACAGGAAUUGUCGCCGAUAUGUGAACCGAAUGAAUGACGACUGGGACGUUUUUGUACCGUUCAGUAGAUUGACUAAAUGUUGGUUAUUCAUUGGCUGUUAGAAUUGCUAUUCCCUGAUAGGAAAGCAAUGUUAAACAUUAUUGUUAAUUGAUGCUUAGUGUCUAAAAAGUGUCUCUCUAUGGUUCAGACGAUGACCUGGAGAUUCAUCGCUUUACUGGAUUUCAGAUUUAUUUAACGACAGUAACAUUAAUAGAAAAACGACCUACAUCACUUCGAUGUUAUUCAGUUGGAACUUUCGAAACUUCAACUGCCGUGAAAACAAGAACCUAUUCAUCAUGAGAGCUGACAAUAGAAGUUUGCUUGUAGAGAAUGGUUAUUUUGUGUUAAUUAUUUCAUUCAUAAACUUUAUUUCUGAUUUUCUUGUCCGGUCUGGAGACAAGAAAUGAAUAGAGUAGUAUAAUCCAAACAUUUAUGAAUAUAAGCAAGUAUUGAAACGAAAUGGGAAUAAAUUCCUUAAACGAUAUUCCUCCAGUUGCAAGUUUCAUCAAUAAAAUGCAUCUUUCUACCCGG